CUCACGCUGGGCGGGGUUCGCUUUCUCGCACCUACCUGAUAUCUCCUGGCUGUCCACGACUUUUUGGACUGCGUCCAGUGUCCACUUCCUACCUCAUUCUCAUUCAAUGGCGACGGCUCAAUGGCAGUGCGGCUUCUCUUCUGUAAGGCACAUCUGAAUCGGCCCAGGCGAACCAAAUCAUGGCCCAAGAAUCCCCUCCUAUCGUCCUAUUCACCUAUCCCGAGUCGGUCGUCGGACGUCGGACGGAGUGGUAUCUGACUCUGCGCGGAAUUUCCUAUAAUUUAUGCGAGGUCGAUAACAAGAUGCCACGUUCUGUCCUGGAUCGACUGGAUGUGCAUUACCGGCGCAUUCCCGUGUUGGCCGUCGGUCGAGACAUUUAUUGCGACUCGCGGUGUAUCAUUGAUCACUUGGAGAAACUGUACACUUCGCGCCCGAAACUCGGUAGUGAACACCCGUACGAGAGGGGUAUCGAGAAGAUCUUGGAGACCUGGGCUUUCGAUGGUGGGCUCUUCGCGCGCACGGCGCAAAUGAUCACCCCGGAUGCCGGUCUGGUUCAGCAUCGAAGCUGGCUAGACGACCGAGCUGAAUUGACCGGAGUGCGAUUCUCGGCCGAAGGACUGAAAGGAGGCGUGAAAGAUGCAUUGUCUCACGCACGCUUGCACCUGCGCAUGGUAGAGGAGGAGUUGCUCGCUGAUGGACGUCAAUGGUUGAGCGGCGGGCAGCAGCCGGGACUCAGCGAUGUGCAUGUGCUGUGGAUAUUUGACUGGAUGAUGCGGCCCAAAGAGGCCAUGGGAAUGGCGCAUGCCUACCCGUGGCUGCUCAACGAGCAGAACUAUCCGAGGACAAUGGCGUGGGUGAAGCGAAUGGCAGAUGUAUUCAACACCGCACAGGCGAAACAUCCCCCAAGACGCAUAUCCGAUAUUGAGGCCGUGAAACUCAUCGAAUCAUCAGCCUUUUGGCAAGCAGACGAAUUACCGGUAGAGUCGUUGGAUCCAACCGGGCUGGUCAGAGGCGAGGAGGUCGAUUUGAUCGCGCUGGAUUCGGCCUCCGCAGCGGGCAUCAAUCGGCGGGACGUGGGACGGCUCGAAGGGCUGACUGUGACGAGUGCAACGAUCGGAACGGAAACGAAAAAUGGCGUUCAUGUCCGGAUUCACUAUCAACGAACGAAUGUCCGCGUUGUACAGGCUGGAGGGAAGCCAAGGCUAACAGCGAGCGAGAUUCCCAAGCUAUAAGCAGAGCAUCUCGAGAUAUCCGUCAACACGCGUGAUAGCGGCGCCGCUUCAAGACU
Neohortaea acidophila is the source of this 1288-nucleotide messenger RNA. RefSeq lists its product as uncharacterized. Lineage: Eukaryota; Fungi; Ascomycota; Dothideomycetes; Mycosphaerellales; Teratosphaeriaceae. The transcript has a single exon. Gene Ontology annotation, molecular function: glutathione transferase activity. Gene Ontology annotation, biological process: glutathione metabolic process. Bases 180 to 1232 code for a protein of 350 amino acids. The record is from RefSeq and is a predicted model, not a curated record. Gene Ontology annotation, cellular component: cytoplasm.